AUGGACCAUACCCACUAUAGCUCCAGCUCCAACCAGCCUGCCAAGGUGGCCCUGGUGCAGCUUGCCCCCAGAAUAGAAUUGCGAGUGGUGGGCUGCGAGCGGGGCGAUGCCGCCGCGGGGCGGCUGCUGCUGCUGGCGGCCCUGGCGGUCCAGGCCGUGGCGGCGUUCGAGCCCGUCAGCGUGGCCAUCGCCAUCGGGGCCGCCUCGGCCCUCACCGGCUACCUGUCCUACAAGGACCUGUACUGUCGCUUCGCCGAGUGCUGCCGCGAGAAGCAGCCGCUCAACGCGUCGGCCCUCAAGCUGGAAUUGGAGGAGAAGCUGUUUGGGCAGCAUCUGGCCACAGAGGUGAUUCUCAAGGCCCUGACUGGCUUCAGGAACAACCCAAAUCCCAAGAAACCACUGACUCUUUUCUUACAUGGCUGGGCUGGCACCGGCAAGAAUUUUGUGAGCCAGAUUGUGGCUGAAAAUCUUCACUCCAAAGGCCUAAAGAGUAACUUUGUCCACCUGUUUGUUUCGACUCUGCACUUCCCUCACGAGCAGCAGAUAAAACUGUACCAGGACCAGUUACAGACGUGGAUUCGGGGUAAUGUGAGUGCCUGUGCAAGCUCCAUGUUCAUAUUUGACGAGAUGGAUAAAUUGCACCUUGGGAUCAUUGACGCGAUCAAGCCCUUUCUAGACUACUACGAGCAGGUUGAUGGCGUGUCUUACCAGAAGGCGAUCUUCAUCUUUCUCAGCAAUGCAGGGGGGGACCUCAUAACCAAGACGGCCCUGGACUUUUGGCGGGCAGGAAGAAAGAGGGAAGACAUUCAGCUGAAGGACCUGGAACAUGUUCUGUCUGUCAGAGUUUUCAAUAACAAACACAGUGGCCUGUGGCACAGCGGACUGAUAGACAGAAACCUCAUCGAUUACUUUAUCCCCUUCCUGCCCCUGGAGUACACACACGUGAAGGAGUGUGUGCGUGCAGAGAUGAGGGCCCGCGGUUCUACCGUAGAUGAAGACAUUGUUACCAGAGUGGCAGAGGAAAUGACGUUUUUCCCCAAAGACGAGAAAAUCUACUCAGACAAGGGCUGCAAGACUGUGCAGUCGUGGCUGGAUUUUCACUGA
This is a messenger RNA of Rhinolophus ferrumequinum (greater horseshoe bat), 1104 nucleotides long. Its product is annotated as torsin-1B-like. The transcript is spliced from 3 exons. NCBI's taxonomy places the organism in Eukaryota, Metazoa, Chordata, Mammalia, Chiroptera, Rhinolophidae. Gene Ontology annotation, biological process: protein localization to nucleus; nuclear membrane organization. Gene Ontology annotation, cellular component: nuclear envelope; endoplasmic reticulum lumen; endoplasmic reticulum. The record is from RefSeq and is a predicted model, not a curated record. Gene Ontology annotation, molecular function: ATP binding; kinesin binding; ATP hydrolysis activity. The coding region runs from base 1 to 1104 and encodes 367 amino acids.